Molecule: messenger RNA, 1176 nt
Organism: Pieris napi
Lineage: Eukaryota; Metazoa; Arthropoda; Insecta; Lepidoptera; Pieridae
Exons: 2
Coding region: 273-1121 (282 amino acids)
Biological process (GO): regulation of transcription by RNA polymerase II
Cellular component (GO): transcription regulator complex; nucleus
Molecular function (GO): DNA binding
Source: RefSeq, a predicted model, not a curated record
AAGGCCUCCUACGCACUGGCGACCAUGGUCGCCGCGACCUAGCCGCGGCGGCCAGUGAAUUCUGGACUUUAUAUGGCAAUCGCUAUAGCCCCUACGCACUUAGCGGCCAGCGACCAGCGGCCACCGUUGGCCGCGGCGUCCAAUUUGAUGCCACGCGACCAGCGACCAAUCGUGGCCGUCGAGAACAUCACUUCUGUAUUAAAAUUCAUCAGUGCUACCGCAUCGGCCGCGGCGACCAGACGUGUAGCUAGCUACAGAGUGAUUAUUUUACAAUGGCCAAUUUCGACACGGAAAGGUUCAUAAUUGAAGUUGAAAAUAGAAGAGGUUUAUGGGAUUUAGCAUCAAAUGAUUACUCCAAUAAAGAUGUUAAGCGGCAGUUGUGGCUUGAAGUGGUCGAUAUAUUUGGCGGUGAAUCCAUGGAAGAUAAAGAAAAGGCAGAACUUGGCAUUACUCUCCAAAAAAGAUGGAAAAACCUUAGAGACUGUUUCACAAGAGAGCUGCGCCGUCUUAAAGAUGUCAAAAGUGGUUCUGCUGCAAAACGUAAAUCACAAUACACCUAUUUCAACCAAUUACUGUUUUUGAAAUCAGUGCUGGACACAAACGCAACAGAAAAUAGUCUCGAAGAGGCAAGUCAAGAAAAUGAAAGUGCAAGAUCUUCUGAUCUUGAGACUCAACAGUCUGCAUCAAAGUCGCUUAGAACAAAAAGGAAGAAAAAAAUACCAAACGAAGAAUCCGAUACAGACCCUCUAAUUUCAGUUCUGCAUAAGACCAUAGCGACUACACAGAAUGAUUCAAAUUGUGACAGACUGUUUCUUUUAUCCCUCCUCGAAAGAUUUCAAACAAUCCCUGCUGCAAUGAAGACCAAAGCGAAAAUGGAAAUCAUGGAAAUUAUAGAAAAAUACCAACCGAACUGUACACCUACAACAGCGCGCAUAAACUAUUCAAGUAAUUUCAAUACUCUUAACGACCAAGAAUAUGACCCGCAUCGACCGAGUUAUUCAGGUUAUUCUACUACCAACAGGAUAUCAGAUGAUUCAAAUUACAGCGAUACUCAUACUCAUUAUUCUGAUAUUUCUCAAAAUUCAGAAAUGAUAGACCUAUUUCCCAAUGUGAAUGAUUAAUUGUUCACAAUUGCCAUUUUUUAAGUUAUGAAAAUACAAAUAAUUUGAUUAUCUA